This is a messenger RNA of Kwoniella mangroviensis CBS 8507, 570 nucleotides long. RefSeq lists its product as uncharacterized. Gene Ontology annotation, molecular function: protein binding. The transcript has a single exon. Lineage: Eukaryota; Fungi; Basidiomycota; Tremellomycetes; Tremellales; Cryptococcaceae. The record is from RefSeq and is a predicted model, not a curated record. Bases 1 to 570 code for a protein of 189 amino acids.
AUGCUGCAACUACCGGAUGAUCUGCUCGAGAUCUGCCUCGCAAGACUGACUCCUCGAGAUAUCAUUGCUUGCGCAUCCACCUGCAAAAGGAUCAAUAGUAUCGUCACCACCUCGAUCGUCAUCCAGCUCAAACUUCAUCGGUGUCUGUACCACGGUGCUCUUCCGCAUGACCUUCCUGUCAAGUCCAAUACGACACAAUCCGCACAUGAUCAACUGGUCAGCCUUCUCAGAGAACAGCAGGCCUUCCAAGAUUUCCGACCCGUUCGAUCAGAAUACGAAUUAGGGGAAGGUCGGACGAUCCUGUGCAUUCACGAUGAUUACAUGGCCGUCGGGUUAAACGAUCGAGCUAUAGAUGUGGAAGGUCAACAGCCUGAUUCAGAUGGCAAGUAUUUCUUGUUUGAGCUCAGACCACUGCAAACUUCCCCGGAGUCAACCCAAGAGGCCAGAAAAAUAGUCUUCAGGGUUUCCUUCCGUCCCGAAUAUCGAACAUUGCUAGUCGAUCUUGGCAGAAAUCUCAUCAUCGUCAACGACAACUCACCCGAUAAUGAUCCAUCCUCGAUAUUGGUGUAG